AUGGUGUUAUUCCCAAUCAUAAAUAAAUUCGCUAACCCGAAUAAUCCUACUGGUUUACCCGGUGGGAAAAGAAGACGAUUAUUCAUUCCUCCUUCAACUCAAUUCCCAUUAUUCUUAUAUGGGGAAGGUGAUGAUCAAAGAUCUUUCCUAUCAUUGAUCGAGACUAGUUCAAGUGUCGCUGAUGAAGAGGAUGUGAGUGAUGCUGCUAGUGUGAGUACGUCUCGAUCGUUACCGUCUACGUUAAACUCAGUCCAGAAUAAUGAUGAUCAAGAAUCAUUUCAUAGUUGGUUAUUAGAAGAACAUCAAAGACGAUAUCUGGCUUUAUCAGGGGAUGAAGAUGAAGAUGAUGAAAAUAAUAUCGUAAGAGCAUUGGAGGAAAGACGAAAGAAGAAGAAAUCAAGAAGAAGAAGUUCAGAUAGACAUAAUAAUCGUCGUCGUCAUUCAGAAGUAUCGGUAUUAUCAUCAUUAUUAGAAGAUGAACAAGAAGAUUUCGCUACUUUAAAAACAUCAUAUACUCAAGAAUUCAAAACUAUAGUAAGGUAUUCCAUUCCAUUAGUGAUAACGUUCUUAUUGGAGCAUUUCUUUUCUAUUGUAUGUUUAUUAGUCGUGGGUCAUUUAGGUAAGAAUGAAUUAGCAGCUGUUUCUUUAGCCACUAUGACAUCUACCAUUACAUUCGCCAUAUUCGAAGGUAUAGCUACUUCAUUGGAUACAUUAUGUCCUCAAGCUUAUGGAGCAGGUAAUUAUGAAUUAAUGAGUAUUUAUGUUCAAAGAUGUACGGUAUUCAGUCUUAUGGUAUAUAUCCCCUGUGGAUUAUUUUGGUGGAAUUCAUCAGUGGUUUUAAAAUAUGUCAUUGAAAGUGAAAUCGUAUUGAAAUUAACUAAUCAAUUCUUAAGAAUCUUAUGUUUUGGAGCUCCAGCUUAUAUAUUUUUUGAAAAUAGUAAACGAUUCUUACAAGCCCAAGGUAUUUUUGAAGCUGGAACUGGUAUUUUAUUCGUCAGUGCUCCAAUCAAUAUCUUCUUAUCAUAUUUCCUUGUUUGGAAUCCUACUUAUGGAAUUGGUUUUAACGGUGCUCCCAUCGCAACUGUAAUUAAUUUCUGGAUGAUGAGUAUCUUAUUAACCUUUUAUGUUAAAUUCAUCGAUGGUAAUAAAUGUUGGUUUGGAUUAGCCACAUUCAAAGAUAUUUUCCAAAAAUGGGGUCAAUUAUCUCAAUUAGCUAUCCCUGGUAUUGUCAUGUUAGAAUCGGAAUACUUAGCUUAUGAAAUCAUGACUUUAUUCGCAUCAUAUUUCGGAACUACGGAAUUAGCUGCUCAAAGUACAGUUAGUAGUAUUGCUUCAUUAGCUUAUAUGGUUCCAUUUUCUGUUGGUAUUGCCUCAUCCACGAGAAUUGCUAAUUUUAUUGGUGGUCAAAAUAUCGAAGGUGGUAUAAAAGCUACUAGAGUUGCAUUAUGUUUAGCAGUAUGUGUGGCAUGUCUUAAUUGUAUUACUUUAUUCACAUUCAAACGUCAAAUUGCUAAAUUAUUCUCUCAAGAUGAAGAAGUUAUUAGUCUUGUGGUUAAAUUAUUUAAUCCCUUAGUAUCAAUCAUUCAAAUUUUUGAUGGUAUAGCAUGUGUUGCCAGUGGGAUAUUAAGAGCUCAAGGAUCACAAAAGAUCGGUGGUAUUAUUAAUUUCGUAGCUUAUUAUGCAUUCGCUAUACCAUUAGCUUUAGUAUUAAGUAAAAUGGGAGGCUUGAAAUUGAUUGGAUUAUGGAUUGGUAUUGGAAGUGGUAUGAUUGUGAUUGGGAUCACUGAGAUUAUGGUCAUUUUAUUCAGUGAUUGGGAACAAAUUAUCAUUAAGGCAGGAUUAUUGAAUGAAUUUGGUGAAGAUGAUGUGGAUGAUGAAGACGAUGAUGAUGAUCGUCGUGGAAGGUAUAGAAAUUAA
This is a messenger RNA of Scheffersomyces coipomensis, 1917 nucleotides long. RefSeq lists its product as uncharacterized. Gene Ontology annotation, cellular component: membrane. Gene Ontology annotation, molecular function: xenobiotic transmembrane transporter activity; antiporter activity. The coding region runs from base 1 to 1917 and encodes 638 amino acids. Gene Ontology annotation, biological process: xenobiotic detoxification by transmembrane export across the plasma membrane. NCBI's taxonomy places the organism in Eukaryota, Fungi, Ascomycota, Pichiomycetes, Serinales, Debaryomycetaceae. The transcript has a single exon. The record is from RefSeq and is a predicted model, not a curated record.